GCUACGGAAUAACACUUGCAAUCAAUGAGAACGCCAGCGGAGAGAUAAAGAAACACCUGAACUUGUCAAAUGCUGAUACUAUACUCAUAUAUUGUUAAUUCUGCUUAACAGUUGAGUACUUUUCAAGUAGUUGCGCGGGUUCCGCUUCAACAAGCCGGACUGUAUAUUUGUUGGGCUUCGAUCGGGACAAUAAAAUGAAUGGGGGAAUUGCUAGGAACUGAUCAAUUAGACACUUCCCGGGCGACACAAGAUACUGGAUUGAGUACGCUAUCGGGGCAGCAGCACCGUCGAGGCGGCAUUUGAGAUCUGCGGCCAAAUGAAUUCAGUACGAGAACACAAGCGACUAGGCGAAACCAUCUGUCGCCAAAUGCGGCUGGCUCUGUUUAUGCUGGGCCUAUGGGCGGUGCGGACGCAGGCCCUGGGAUUUGACUGGCUGACCCCUAUGCCUGACAUUACCAUCGAUGAGUGCCACGAUGACUAUCUCUUAGCCUGCGCUAAUGCUUCGCUGACCUUCUCCGAUGCCUUUGAUCUGUGCGAACAGACGGCCAACGAGACGAAAAUUGAGCUCUCUAUAGACGAGGAGGUGGAGCGACUACAAAUUGAGCUGGGCGCCAGUGAAGUGUGUGGCAAUCUCCACAUCUGUGACACCCUGGAGAAUGAUCUCGAUUACUUCAAGUGCAUCAGCGAUAAUGGGAGUCGCAAUAUUGACAUUCUCUCCGAAAUCACAUACAAUUCCACCAGUGCACUUACGCGACUUCGGGAGGACUACGAUGAUGUGUAUCGCACCUAUCUACUCUGCACCCUGGACGCACAGAAGAACUACAUUGAAAACCUGCGUGAGGCCUACACGGAGCUCAGCCAGUGCCGAGUCGACGCAGGCGAUUAUUUGUAUUAAAGAGCACAAAUAUGUGUGGUAGAUUAACCCAA
Molecule: messenger RNA, 927 nt
Organism: Drosophila persimilis
Lineage: Eukaryota; Metazoa; Arthropoda; Insecta; Diptera; Drosophilidae
Exons: 3
Coding region: 317-895 (192 amino acids)
Source: RefSeq, a predicted model, not a curated record